AUGGGCACGCCGGAGACCUCCCGGGAACCUUGCCCCGAUCGCAUCCUGGACGACGUCGGGGGGGCCUUCGCGAUGGGGGCGAUAGGCGGGUCGGCCUUCCACUUCAUCAAGGGCAUGUCCAACUCCCCCAACGGGGAGCGCCUCGCCGGCGGCGCUCAGGGCGUGAGGAUGAACGCCCCACGAGUCGGCGGAAGCUUCGCGGUGUGGGGAGGCCUCUUCUCCGCCUUCGACUGCACGAUGGUCUACGUCCGCCAGAAGGAAGAUCCCUGGAACUCCAUCGUGGCCGGCGCCGCCGCCGCAGGGUUCCUCCAGAUGCGGCAGGGCCUCGGCCCCGCCUCCAGGUCCGCCGUAUUUGGUGCCGCCCUCUUGGCAUUGAUCGAGGGCGCCGGGAUCAUGCUCAAUAGAUUCCUCAGCGUCCCCCAGAACCUACCCCCAAUGGAAGACCCCAUGGCCGGGAUGCCAUCGAGCUUGCCUGGGAUGCCCGGAGCCGGCGCCGGAUACACCCCCCAGACCAUGCCCGGUGGGUCAUCCUCUUCUUCCUCGUGGUUCGGCGGGCUCUUCGGAGGGAAGAAAAACGAGGAGGCCCCCGCCGGCGACAGCAGCAAGACGAGGGUUCUGGAGAGUUUUGACGCCCCGAGCACCCCAGUGCCGACCUUUGAUUACAAGUAG
Spirodela intermedia is the source of this 669-nucleotide messenger RNA. The record is from the annotation of a GenBank genome assembly. NCBI's taxonomy places the organism in Eukaryota, Viridiplantae, Streptophyta, Magnoliopsida, Alismatales, Araceae.